Molecule: messenger RNA, 816 nt
Organism: Talaromyces rugulosus
Lineage: Eukaryota; Fungi; Ascomycota; Eurotiomycetes; Eurotiales; Trichocomaceae
Exons: 4
Coding region: 1-816 (271 amino acids)
Biological process (GO): mycotoxin biosynthetic process
Source: RefSeq, a predicted model, not a curated record
AUGGAGUAUGCUACAUACUCCAAAGUGAACCAGGAGUCAAGCGACGCCUCGAAAUCAGAUUUCUCUGAAGAUGAGGGCGGUAGUCUGCUCAUGUCCCAGCAGCCCAAAAGUUUCGUGGCUAGACUCUCUUACGCCGUAAAACGCAGCUGGUGGGUUGCUGGUCCUUUACUCUGGCUUCUCUCGCUCCUCGCCACCUGGAUCAUCGCAUCAGUGGCCUCGAAAUCUCCCUACGAUAUUUCUGUCGGGCUGGAUACCGAGCUAGAACUGUUCAAGCCGCACAUUGAAAUGUACAAGACAACCUUCUCCAGUGAUCUGGACUGGGAUGCAAAUGGGACACUAUGGCGAAUUUCGAGACCCGGGUCUUUGCAGUAUGUGGGCGACCCCAGUCCCGAGAUUGAUGCGAAUUGGGAGGACCUCACCCAGGGCGUCGCCAUAGACAUCAAAGGCCCCGAAGCAAAGGGAAUCGAAGGAACGACGUAUCAAAAGCCCGAUGGGUCGUGGUUUCUAGCUAUCGAAGCGUUCCACCAGCUACAUUGUUUAAACAUGAUUCGUAAGGCGCUGGACGUAGAACACUACGGUAUCAAUGAGAAAGACCAGUCAGACACGCACCCCUGGCGCAUGCACAUCGAACACUGCAUAGACGCUUUACGUGAGGCAAUCAUGUGCAGAGCGGAAGUUGCCCCUAUUCCCAUGGAGUUCAACGCAAAAUAUCGGAUGGCGAGGCCUGCCUUCGUCGCCGUGGAGCAUACUUGUCGAAAUUUUACGCAGAUCCGGGACUUCAUGUCGCAGUACAAGGCAACCCAACCGCUCUUCUAG